UGUUGUCACAAGUGGACAGACAUAGCCGGUGCCCCCCAAACUGACAACUUUUUGGUGGUGGCUUUUCCCGGUUCCUUCGGGUGAUUUAACUCUUUACAAGCCCCCUGGCUCCCACUUGCAAGCCUGGCUCCUGGCCAGCAGGCUGGGCAGAGGGAGCGGGGAGAUUCUUGCUCUCAGAAGCAGUGGGACUCGGGAGACGGAAGGAGCAUCCCAGGAAAGGGGUCCUGAGUGGGGAAUCCCAGCACCUGCGACUGCUGCCCAUCCGUCCGCCUGCUGUGGCCCUGACAGCGCCAGGCAUUGCGGCUUUGACUUAACCGGGAAGGAUCUGGUCUGGAGGCAGAUCACCAUGAGGACCUAGGGCAUCUGCCUGCGGACCGUCCCCCCAGCUGGCAGUGACCAUGGCCCCCCGCAAGAGGAGCCGCCAUGGCCUGGGCUUCCUGUGCUGCUUUGGGGGCAGCGACCUCCCUGAGAUCAACCUCCGGGACAGCCACCCCCUGCAGUACAUGGAGUUCUCCAGUCCUAUCCCCAACCCAGAGGAGCUGAACGUCCGCUUUGCAGAGCUGGUGGAUGAAUUGGAUCUCACCGACAAAAACCGGGAGGCUGUGUUUGCACUGCCGCCUGAGAAGAAAUGGCAGAUCUACUGCAGCAAGAAGAAGGAGCAGGAGGAUCCCAACAAGCUGGCGACCAGCUGGCCUGACUAUUACAUCGACCGCAUCAACUCCAUGGCCGCGAUGCAGAGUCUGUACGCGUUUGAUGAGGAGGAGACAGAGAUGAGGAACCAAGUCGUGGAAGACCUGAAGACGGCCCUCCGGACACAGCCCAUGAGGUUUGUGACCCGCUUCAUCGAGCUGGAGGGCUUGACCUGUCUGCUGAACUUUCUCCGGAGCAUGGACCACGCCACCUGUGAAAGCCGCAUCCACACCUCCCUCAUCGGCUGCAUCAAAGCUCUGAUGAACAACUCCCAGGGGCGGGCGCACGUGCUGGCCCAGCCGGAGGCCAUCAGCACCAUCGCACAGAGCCUGCGCACGGAGAACAGCAAGACCAAGGUGGCCGUGCUGGAGAUCCUGGGCGCCGUGUGCCUGGUGCCUGGCGGCCACAAGAAGGUGCUACAGGCCAUGCUACACUACCAGGUGUACGCAGCCGAGCGGACGCGCUUCCAGACACUGCUGAAUGAGCUGGACCGAAGUCUGGGCCGGUACCGAGAUGAAGUGAAUCUGAAAACAGCCAUCAUGUCCUUUAUCAACGCUGUCCUCAAUGCUGGCGCUGGAGAGGAUAAUCUGGAGUUCCGUCUACAUCUACGGUACGAGUUCCUGAUGCUGGGGAUACAGCCUGUGAUUGACAAACUCCGGCAGCACGAGAAUGCCAUCCUGGACAAGCAUUUGGACUUCUUCGAGAUGGUCCGGAACGAGGAUGACCUGGAGCUGGCCAGGAGGUUUGACAUGGUCCACAUCGACACCAAGAGCGCUUCCCAGAUGUUUGAGCUGAUCCACAGGAAGCUGAAGCACACAGAGGCCUACCCCUGCCUGCUGUCUGUCCUGCACCACUGCCUGCAGAUGCCCUACAAGCGGAACUUCCAGCAGUGGCAGCUCCUGGACCGAAUCCUCCAGCAGAUUGUCCUCCAGGAUGAGAGGGGUAUGGAUCCUGACCUGGCUCCCUUGGAGAACUUCAACGUCAAGAAUAUCGUCAACAUGCUCAUCAACGAGAACGAAGUGAAACAGUGGCGAGACCAAGCGGAGAAGUUCCGGAAAGAACACGCGGAGCUGGUGAGCAGGCUGGAGAGGAAGGAGCGGGAAUGCGAGACCAAGACGUUGGAGAGGGAAGAGAUGAUGCGGACACUGAACAAGAUGAAGGACAAGCUGGCCCGAGAGUCCCAGGAGCUGCGCCAGGCUCGGGGACAAGUGGCAGAGCUGGUGGCCCAACUCAGUGAAAUCUCAACAGGACCUGUAUCUUCCCCACCUCCCCCUGGGGGCCCACUUACCUUGUCUUCCUCGAUGACAACCAGUGACCUGCCUCCACCCCCGCCCCCUCUACCGUUCGCCUGCUGUCCCCCACCGCCACCACCCCCCCUGCCCCCCGGUGGGCCUCCCACUCCCCCCGGUGCCCCGCCUUGCUUCAGCAUGGGCCUGCCCCUCCCCCCAGACCCCUUCCCCAGCAGUGAUGUCCCGCUCAGGAAGAAGUGUGUCCCCCAGCCUUCACACCCACUGAAGUCCUUCAACUGGGUCAAGCUGAAUGAGGAACGUGUCCCUGGCACCAUAUGGAAUGAGAUUGAUGACAUGCAGGUGUUUCGGAUUCUGGACCUCGCGGACUUUGAAAAAAUGUUUUCAGCUUAUCAGAGGCAUCAGAAAGAGUUGGGCUCCACGGAGGACAUCUACCUGGCCUCGCGCAAGGUCAAAGAGCUGUCAGUCAUUGACGGCCGGAGGGCGCAGAACUGCAUCAUCCUUCUCUCCAAGUUGAAGCUGUCUAACGAGGAGAUCCGGCAGGCCAUCUUGAAGAUGGACGAGCAGGAAGACCUUGCUAAGGACAUGCUGGAGCAGCUCCUCAAGUUCAUCCCGGAGAAGAGUGACAUUGACCUCCUGGAGGAGCACAAGCAUGAGAUAGAGCGGAUGGCCCGUGCGGACCGCUUCCUCUAUGAGAUGAGCAGGAUCGACCAUUACCAGCAGCGGCUGCAGGCCCUCUUCUUCAAAAAGAAGUUCCAGGAGCGGCUGGCUGAGGCCAAGCCCAAAGUGGAAGCCAUCCUGCUGGCCUCCCGGGAGCUGAUCCGCAGCAAGCGUCUAGCGCAGAUGCUAGAGGUCGUCCUGGCCAUCGGCAACUUCAUGAACAAAGGGCAGCGUGGGAGCGCCUACGGGUUCCGGGUGGCCAGCCUCAACAAGAUUGCGGACACCAAGUCCAGCAUCGACAGAAAUAUCUCUCUGCUACAUUAUCUGAUCAUGAUCCUGGAGAAGCAUUUCCCUGACAUCCUGAACAUGCCCUCCGAGCUGCAGCAUCUUCCAGAAGCCGCCAAAGUCAACUUGGCAGAGCUGGAGAAGGAGGUGGGCAACCUCAGGAGGGGCCUCAGAGCAGUCGAGGUGGAGCUGGAAUAUCAGAAACGCCAGGUGUGGGAUCCGAAUGACAAGUUUGUCCCGGUCAUGAGCGACUUCAUCACGGUCUCCAGCUUCAGCUUCUCAGAGCUGGAGGACCAGCUCAAUGAAGCCAGGGUCAAGUUCUCCAAGGCCCUGAUGCACUUUGGGGAGCAGGACAGCAAGAUGCAGCCGGAUGAAUUCUUCGGCAUCUUUGACACCUUUCUGCAGGCCUUCUCGGAGGCCCGGCAGGACCUGGAGGCCAUGCGGAGGAGGAAGGAGGAGGAGGAGCGGCGGGCGCGCAUGGAGGCCAUGCUGAAGGAGCAGCGCGAGCGGGAGCGGUGGCAGCGCCAGCGGAAGGUGCACGCGGGCAGCGCGCUGGAGGAGGGCGGCGAGUUUGAUGACCUGGUGUCAGCCCUGCGCUCGGGCGAAGUUUUCGACAAGGACUUGUGCAAACUCAAACGCAGCCGCAAGCGAUCAGGGAGCCAGGCCCUGGAAGCCACCCGGGAGCGGGCCAUAAACAGGCUAAAUUAUUGA
This is a messenger RNA of Balaenoptera acutorostrata (minke whale), 3593 nucleotides long. It is a transcript of the gene DAAM2, whose product is annotated as dishevelled associated activator of morphogenesis 2. The coding region runs from base 399 to 3593 and encodes 1064 amino acids. The record is from RefSeq and is a predicted model, not a curated record. Gene Ontology annotation, biological process: positive regulation of canonical Wnt signaling pathway; regulation of non-canonical Wnt signaling pathway; negative regulation of oligodendrocyte differentiation. Gene Ontology annotation, molecular function: actin binding; small GTPase binding. NCBI's taxonomy places the organism in Eukaryota, Metazoa, Chordata, Mammalia, Artiodactyla, Balaenopteridae. The transcript is spliced from 25 exons.